AUGAGCACGACGAUCUGGAUCGAUCCGAAAAAGUCAACGGAAACAAUGAAUUCUAAUUAUUCGAAAACUCGUCGUGCCUUCCAGGAUGCCGUUUACGAAGCAAAUCCGGCCUUGAAAACGAUUCUCCGCGAGCCCCGGUUGGCAGAGUCGUGCGCGCAGUACGCGCCCUCGAAGAAGCGCGUCUCCAUUGCCUCCAGUUUCGGCAAUUCAGGAGAUUAUGCAACUUUCGAGAAACCUGGAGACAGGCAGACGCCAGACCGUGACCCAGAGUACACCGAGUACACGUCAAGCCAAUUUGCACCGCGAGUCCCGACGACAAGAGGUGCUGGUGAGGCGGUCGAGGAGUUUGGCGGUACGGGAAGGACCCCCGAGAAAGUGAAAAGCCAGGAGAGUUUGGGGAAUUUCGAGAACGCGCGUCGUUUCGUGCAACGCCGCAGUGCGAGGGAGUUUUUCAACGCUAGAAGCAUUCUGAGACGAAACUCAGCGGCAAGCGACAUUCUGAGUGAAGCCGAGCGGAUGAGAGGACUGGCGGGAUUGGGGCGAGAUGGACGCCACGAGAAGACGAACGACUUCCUCUCUUUGCUGGAAAAGAUGCAGAGUCAACGGUUGGACGAGCAACGCUGCGAGAUGCCCGAAAUACAUCUUAGC
This is a messenger RNA of Mesorhabditis belari, 648 nucleotides long. Lineage: Eukaryota; Metazoa; Nematoda; Chromadorea; Rhabditida; Rhabditidae. The record is from the annotation of a GenBank genome assembly.